AUGCGUUCAAUCAUUUCCAUUGCAGUGAUGGCUGUGGUCAGCAGCAUCAUGAUGCAAUCAGCACUAGCAGCUCCUGUUGCAGACACUGAAGCAAUUGCCAAGAGAGAUGAUAGCCUGCUUCGUGGAUUUGGCAUGGGCAUUGAUGGUGUGAUUGUUGGUGUAAAGAGUACCGUAAAUGGUGUUGCCAAUCCUCAGACUCACGGAUCAAGACAAGACACUGAAAGAGCGGCUGCUGAAGCCGGUAGAAAUGUGGGUGGUGCUAUAGGCAGUGCAUUAGUAUUAUAA
Mucor velutinosus is the source of this 285-nucleotide messenger RNA. RefSeq lists its product as uncharacterized. NCBI's taxonomy places the organism in Eukaryota, Fungi, Mucoromycota, Mucoromycetes, Mucorales, Mucoraceae. The transcript has a single exon. The record is from RefSeq and is a predicted model, not a curated record. The coding region runs from base 1 to 285 and encodes 94 amino acids.